CUUAUUGGCACUUUAAACAAAAAGUAAAAGCUGACUUAAUGUUUUAAUCAUUUCUGCGAAUUUCCAUAUAUAUAUAUCAAAGUUGCCUUUGUCAAGAUUUGUUUACCGGCAUAUGACCACUGUCAUUUUUCCUGGGAUCAAUUAAGGGCAAUCCAAUGAUGUGUAAGUUAAUUGAAAGCUCAUGCAACAAUUGUGCAGUUCCAAUGCACUUGUUGCCAGUAUAAUAAUUGAUUCAUUUAUUUGACCUUUAGGGAUUGCUCUUACUGCAACCUUCUCCAUCCACAAGUGUCUUUAUUAGUGUCAAACAUAGUAUUCCCUUUCCAAACAUCAGUUAGCAAUGCUUCACUCACAUCCCUCAUAUUUAUGUCUUCUGUUUCCUGCUGUUGGGUUAUCUCAGCCAAGAAAUUGAGUCAUAUGACUUCAGUAUGUGACAGGCUUGAGAGUGUUUGCCGAAAGGAAUAUUAUAUCCUGUUAAGAAAUCUCUUUAGCACAAAGAGAUAAUAAGAUAUCUACCUAAUCAUGUGGCCAUCAAAAAUAAGAGAGAAAAAAAAUUUAUUUUAUUUUUUACAAUCCAGGUAGUUUCAAGAUCUAGCAUGUGGAAAAACUUUGCAGAUUAUAUUAAUGAAGUAAGAAAAUAUGUUAAAAUUAAUUGUGAACAGCAUGCAAACAGUGGCUUCAUGACCUUAACUGACAAAAUGAUGACUAAAAACAUUCUAGGAAUGUUUCUAUUAGCUGCAGAGCAACCUGCUGUUUUGUGUAUUGCUGUGUCAGCAUGCACACAGGUGUAACCCUGCCUUGAUAAUGUUGUGCAAGCAUGUUCAAGGUAGAGAAUUCAGUUCCACAUCCCCUUGGGCUUUCUGCACAGCAGCAUGUCAACAAUUUCUGCCACAACGCUUAAAACAGAUGCCACCUCAAAGGUCCUUCCGGGAGACAAAACAGGACUUCCCUUGGAGAUAUGGCAGAUAAUCUUCUCCUACUUAUCUGUACGUGAUCUUUGCCAUGUUACUUGUGUCAGCAAAACAUGGCACGACCUUUCCCUCAGCAUGGACAUGACCCGCUGGAAAGAGCUGUAUCUGGGCUGCACUGAGUGGAAACAUCCAUUCUGGCCACUUAAUGUUCAUGCAGAGCCCCUGUCAUGGAAGCUGUCAUAUCGAGAACAGUACCUUGCUACUCGCUUUUGGCAACAAGGACUUCAGCAGUCUCCAGGUGCAGGCUGUAUGAAUAUACUGAAGCGGAAACGAGAAAGGCAAACGAUAGAGGUUGGACCUGGUUUGGAGCACCAGACACUGAAGAGCGCCCUUAACGCUGCCAGUGCCUAUGACAAAAUUAUUAUCCACCCAGGAAUCUAUGAUGAGCAAUUUGAAACAUCUGUGAAAUGCCCUGUAGAGCUGGUAGGAGCUGGAGAACUGGGAAGUGUUAUUCUAGUGGUGUGCAUUGAGCAGCUGUCAGAGACUGGACGGCUAACCAAUGUUGUAUUGCGUGCUCCUUGGUUCACGUCUUUUGUGCUAAAGGUUAGAACCGGCUACAUCCAGGUGGACAACUGCAUCAUAGAGGAUGGGAUGAUGUAUGUCCAAAAUCCAGCCACCUGUCACACUCAGUUUUGUACAUUCCGUCAUGCCUCAAUUAUUCUUCAGCAUCUGAAUGCAAGUGUCAUCCGCAACUGUGAGUUUUCACAGAGUAACAAUGCCAACAUCAUCAUUGAAGGGUACAUGAAGGAAGAAAGAAGCUGGGCAUACCAGCAUCUCUGCCAGGAGAUCAGCUCCAUCUUCUCCCAGAGACAUUCUCUUUCCCGCAGAUAUCACCUAAAGCCAACAGAAAGCACCACAUCAACUGUUACAGGAAAGUCCUAUGUUGCCUCCAUCAUCAGAACUUUUGACACUUUGUCCCAAGGCCAAGGUGGUGAUGCCCUUGAAGAAAUGGACCUCUUGAAGGGGACAAAACAACAAAGGAAGAAUAGCACUUUUCGGCGACCUAGCUGUCAGAGUGAACCUCUGCAUUGUUCUAAGCAAUCAGACAUUCUCAAGAUACAUCACAACUGCAGCAGAAGCAACAUUAGAAGGCGGUCUGACUGUUGUAAGUCAGAGAAAGAAUGGGAGGAUGGAGAGUGGCUUGAAAUUAAUGAUGAGCGAAACCAUUUCCAUUGCCAACGUCCUCUUUCAAAGAGGAGAGAGUCCACAGCUUCUGAUCACAGAACUAGGGUUGUGAAUGGUGUGGAAAUGCACUCUGGCAUCAGAACCGGUGUCAUUCCUGAAAGCCACAUCUUGUGUCAAGGUGUAACAAGUGCAUGCACUCAUGCUGCUGAUGGCACUGAACAGUUCCAAGUUGAUCACGAACCAAGUGGCAGUGGGAGUGCCAAGUCAACACAAAAUCAAGAUGGCAGCUUCCCCAUUUCAGCAAGGAGUAAGAUACUAGACAUUUAUAACUCUUCUGGCAUUGCUGCCAGUCAACAAAAUGCUGACUCCCAUCCAGAUUUAAGCAGAGGUCAGAAUGCAGGUGUAGACAGUGGUGACGAGACUGAGCAACACUUGGGCAACCAUUAUGAAGAAGAUGCUGACAUGCAUCCCAGCAGACAACACAAACAGCAUCAAAAUGCCCAUAUGUAUUCAAUCCAUUGCCAGGGCAAUAGACAAGAGUGUGAAGUGAAUGGUAAUGCAGAGCCCUGUGACCUCCACCUUCAGGAGCAUGAUCACCAGCAUCAGCUACAGGAGGCUGCAGCAGCUCAUGAUGAUGGUGCAGAGCGCAGAUCUCAUCAGUCAUACAACAGUGACAGCUGCAGUAGUAAUGAGGAUGAUCUCUCCCUUCUGGAUGAAUUGGAUUCUGGAAGAUCAAGUAGUGCCAGAGAUUCCAUCAACAGCAACAGAAGCACUAGCAGUAGCAGUUCAGCUGAUGAAUCCUACAGAGUUUUUCCCCCUGACCAUGAAUUGGACCUGUCUGAUGGAGAGGAGUCAGUCAUAAUGCUACCCCAUCUACGCCACAGGCACUUGGAAGCAUCUUUGUCAGCUAACGCUGUAAACGCAGACGUGGGUUCCAUAUGCAGCCAAACCACACGUCGCAUCACUCUCAGUGCAUUACAGGACGAAGGGGUACUGAUGAGUGUUAAUAAGGUGCAAGGUUGUCUGGUACAUCAGUGCCGUAUGAUUCACAGUAAAGGUGGAGUCAUGGUUGGUCUACAGGCUCAUGCCAUCAUCUCAGAGUGUGACAUCAGUAAUGUUGGCUAUGGGAUUCGCUGUAUACAGAAUGCACAGGUAGUUAUAUCAAGGAAUCACAUCCAUCAUUGUAGAACAUCUGGGAUAUUCAUGCGUCUUGGCUCUACAGGUCUUGCUGCUGGCAAUGAUAUUCACUCUAACAACGAAGCUGGUAUUGACAUUCGGAAAAGUGCAGACCCCAUUGUGCAGCACAACCAAAUCCACCAUGGGAAGAGGUCAGGUGUGGUUGUGCUGGGUAGUGGACGUGGACAGAUCCGAAAUAAUGAUAUUUACAGCAACAAGGAAGCUGGCAUCUAUGUUCUGUAUGGAGGAAACCCUACCAUCAGUGAAAACCACAUCUAUGAUGGCUUUGCAGCAGGGAUUGCUAUCAAUGAAGGAGGAAGAGGGUUAAUAUAUGAAAAUACUAUUGAAGGGAACCGUUGGGGUGGAGUUGAUGUUCGACUGGGCAGCAACCCAACGGUCUGUAGAAACACAAUUGCUGAUGGUCUUGGAGAUGGAAUUGUCAUUGGAGAACGUGGUCAGGGUGUUAUUGAAAACAAUAUUAUAUCAGGUAACACCGGGUGUGGAGUGUGGAUAAUGAGUGCUAGCAAACCCUACAUACAUGGCAACCAGAUCAGCGAAAAUGGAGACGCUGGCAUCAUGAUGGUGAACAAGACGGAUGUUCAUCAUGAUCCCAGUCACUUGCUGCCACCCAGCUCCCACACAACACAAGCUGCCUCCCACUGUGGCAGUGUCUUGGGAAUGUUGAUGGAAGACACGCCACCAGCACCUUCCAAAUGUUGUCAUACAACAGUUCAGUACAACAAUAUAUACCACAAUAAAGGCAGAGGAGUAGGGGUGGAACUUGGGAACUUGGUGGACAUCCUGUACAAUGCCAUCUAUGCAAACCUGGAUGAUGGGGUGUGGGUUAACCAAGAAGCCUCUGUCACCAUAAGUGGCAACAGCAUCAGUAACAAUCAUGGUUGUGGCAUCGUCACUUCCCUCACCACUUCAAUGAUCAUUGAAGGCAAUGGAGUUUAUGAUAACCGUGAAAGUGGUCUCUUGUGUAAAGGAAAUGCUGAUAUCCACGACAAUGAUGUGGUGGGAAAUUAUGCAGGGGGCAUAAGCCUGGAGAGCAGAGCUCUUUGCAGGGUGUGCAGAAAUCGAAUCCACAGUCACUCUGGCUCCACCAUCAAGGUAGCAGCUACUGCUAGGGAAAGUAUCAUCACUGACAACUGGCUUUAUGAUAGUGGAGCUGGCCAUAUCCUGGACUUGAGCAAACAUGCUACUGUCAGGGAUAACAAGGUGACUCAACUGCCACAGGAGAUAGAGAGUGCGAUAUGCACAGGUCAGAGCAUUAAAGAUGGCACCUUCAACAAAUGUCACUUUUUGAGAGAUCCUCCAGCACGUCCAGUCAUUGCAGCACCUCCCCCUCCAUCCACCCUUCCUGCACACAACGUUAGUGCCAUCACCAAGAUAAUGGUGCCAUCUGGUGAUGACUGUCAGCAGGGGAGCAAACUAUGCAUUGUACUGUGAGUUGUCAUACUGUGAUAAUGAUCAAGCUGUCUCUUAUAAGGCUCAUGAAAAGAAAAUAUGUUUAAGGAUUGCAAUAAGUUUUUUUUAGGAUACAGCCAAUUCCUUGCUUAUCACUCUGUAGAUUUGAAACAGGCUUUUGUAGUCAGGGUAUUAAAAGGAAAAUUUGUUUAGCGCUGUGUCUGAUUUAAAAUUAGUCUUCCAAGUCAUCAGCAAAAACAGUGUUAGCAAAGAGCCUUGACCAUAAAGACACACACAACCAACUCAUGCCUCAUAAAAUAAUAUGAAAAUGGUUUUUGAAAAAAAUAGUAUGGAUGGUGAAAUAUUAAGUUAUUGUGAAUUGGGAUUUAUCACGUUUGUUAAAUGUUUGCUCAACAUUCCUCUUCAAAUCAAAAUCUAAUCACUGUGUUCAUGCUAGGUGGGGGUUUUUUUGGCAUCCAUUGUGACAGCAACUAAACUAGGUAAUAUAACUAUGAAGAAAAAUGUUUUAAAGCUAUGUGGAUUUGUUACAAGAUUGAAAGUUUUGUAAACCUACAUUAAUUUAAGUAGGUUGUUAACUCCUUUUUAUACUUUAUAAUUCAGAUAUGGGUGUGACUGGUAAAAGCUGUACUCUGGAAUGAAAGAAAAAUAUAAAUAAAAUUUUUAAAAUGUAUAAAUUAUAUGAAACAUGCAUAAUUUAUAUAGUCAGACAUCAUUCCUCUAAUUUAUGAAAUGUUUUGCUUGUUAUGUUUUUACACAAUCAGUGGAACACCAUGAAUUUCUGUUAUGAAUCCGUCCUUAUAUCAUUUUCAUUCCUUUAUUGUGCCUUGCUGUUUAUUUCAUAACUUAAUUUCACUGCUAUUUUAAAAGAUAACCCUUGUCUUGUAUUUUUUUAAUUUUGAAAUUGGAAUUCUAUGAUCACGUCUUAGCAUAUUGCUCUUAAUUUAGUCUCAGUUUGCCAACUAUUAUCAUGCCAAUCUAAUCUUUUAUUGCACUUUGUAGCAGAGCGGAUUUUCCCUAAAUUAUAGAUAAUAUAUCCCCUUUGUUGCCACCCUUAAUUCUGGCAAGAUGAGUAUGGAUUGUAGAACAUUUUUAAAGGGCACUGUCAAUGUUAUCAAACACUUGUCAGUAUUAUAGAUGUUUGCUUUUUUAAAGUUUAUAUCUUUAAAAUUAAACUAGAUGUGGAUGACUGCUGAUGCAUAUGGAUCACAUGCUUUGUCAUUAUUCCAUUAAAGCACAAAUAGUUCACUCCGUCAUUUUACAGUAAAAGUACCCAAGAUGUGGUUGAAGGCUU
Molecule: messenger RNA, 5991 nt
Organism: Pomacea canaliculata
Lineage: Eukaryota; Metazoa; Mollusca; Gastropoda; Architaenioglossa; Ampullariidae
Product: F-box only protein 10-like
Exons: 18
Coding region: 870-4721 (1283 amino acids)
Biological process (GO): regulation of apoptotic process; protein ubiquitination; ubiquitin-dependent protein catabolic process
Molecular function (GO): protein binding
Source: RefSeq, a predicted model, not a curated record